UUUAGAGCGUAAUUGCUGUGCGUCACAAGAUAGUUCAAACUAGAACUUUCCAAAGUGGCCAACGAAGUGUAGCUCGGAUAGAUUUAAUCACUGUACGUCACGGAUAAUUGGACCAUCUGGUCCUUUUGCGGGCAUAAAGGAGGACAAGUUAGACCACUCUUUACUAGAUCAUCAUGCUCAACUUGAAAGUAAUAGGUUUGCUGUUAGCGAUCUCCGUCGUUAUAGCACAAGAAAACAAAGAAGAAAUCGUCCUUCAAGAGUUUCCUGAGGGCAGGUUGGCUGAAGAUGAGAAGAGCAAAGGAAAAGAUGAUUACGCCGGGACGGCCCAGCAGGCGUUCGACCCGACUUGCUUGAUCUGGACCCGCAGACAAACUUGCAAUAACCGAAAGAAAAAGCGACAAUUAAAAAAAACAGAAAAGGAUUAUCAACAGAUCUUUCGCGAUGAUACAACAUCGUCUAGUUACACACUCGAGAAACGACGAGCGCGACCCGACAAGCGCAUGCGCACUAUACAACACCAGAACGAGAGAAUCGACAGAAGUCAGGAAGCACAAGUGCUCACGUAGAUGUCCCACAUGGAAUACUCAAGCUGAUGUUACAGACCUCGGACAGUAUCACUCUUCAUGGACUCUAGCUACCUACACUACAACAAAUGCUGCAAUAUAUCUAACGCGAUUUUACGCAAAAUCAUCUCGCUUUACAAUAACACUAAUAGAUUUAUGGUAUUAUGAAAUAAUUUAUAUAAAUUAAAGAUUUUAGAUUUGAUGUUUAGUUAAGAUAAUAUCAUAUGGGCUUGCACAAUAAAGAAACCAUAAUGAGAAA
This is a messenger RNA of Nematostella vectensis (starlet sea anemone), 822 nucleotides long. RefSeq lists its product as uncharacterized. The record is from RefSeq and is a predicted model, not a curated record. Bases 174 to 566 code for a protein of 130 amino acids. Lineage: Eukaryota; Metazoa; Cnidaria; Anthozoa; Actiniaria; Edwardsiidae. The transcript has 3 exons.